Messenger RNA from Chilo suppressalis (striped riceborer), 6470 nucleotides. Lineage: Eukaryota; Metazoa; Arthropoda; Insecta; Lepidoptera; Crambidae. The record is from the annotation of a GenBank genome assembly.
GCUUCCACAGUUUCGUAUAAAACGAAGUCAUCACUUGAUGUUAUCUCACAAUAGGCUGAUAGUUCACAAGAAUGCAAAUAGGCUGUUCUAUCGUUUUGUGCAGUUGUAGCGGGUCCGGGUAGGAGGUGAAGUUGUUGAUGCUGAUUCUUCUGCCAAUUUCGUGGGAAAGAUAGAGAUAGUUUUUGUGCUUGUACUCGAAGAUAUGGUGAAAAUGGGGAACGACGCGGAAGCACCACCGGUCAAAGAGGAAAUUCCUUGUGAUCAUCUGUACAAAGUUACGGGACUGUCGUCCACGAAUUUGGAGAAGUUAGCACAAGUUUCAGAACCGCCGGCUGACUUCGAGACAGCGAUCUCCAUGACCGGCUACGGCCGCUUCAACGUACUUCUGAUGCUGUGCUCUCUGCCGGCGUUCUGGAGCGCCGUGUCCGUGACCAGCUCUGUGUCCUACAUCUUCACGAGCGCGCAGUGCGACAUGCAGCUCAGCCUCCUCGACAUGGGCACUGUCAACGCCAUCACUUAUGGAGGUAUGAUCUCAUCAGCGAUGCUGUGGGGUUACCUUUCGGACACCCUCGGCCGGAGGCGCAUCAUGGCUUUGGGCUUCAUGGGAUCUGGCUUGAUUGAGAUAGCUGCUGCUUUGAGCCAGAACUUCCCAAUGCUACUGCUCACAAGAUUCGCAAGCGGGUUCUUGUUCAAUGGUCCGUUUGCGGUAUUGCUGUCGUACCUAGCGGAGGUGCAUCGUACAGAGCUCCGCGCACGCGUCAUACUCCUUACCAGCCUGUUUUACACCGUCGCCAACACUACGCUGCCAAUCCUGGCCUGGGCGAUCCUGACGCGGGACUGGCACUUCUUCAUCUACGGAAAGGAAUUCGUGAUCCACAGUUGGAAUCUGUUCCUUCUGGCGACGGCCUUGGUGCCUCUGUUCACUGGAGUCGCCUUCCUCUGUCUGCCUGAGAGUCCGAAGUUCCUGAUGUCGAGAGGACGUAACGAUGAAGCCUUGAAGAUCUUCAGUAAGAUAUACAGCAUGAACACUGGCAGACCGGCGCAGGAAUUCCCUAUCAAGCGCCUAGUUGAAGAAAAACCCCAAGAGUUAGGUCGUGGGCUCGCAGCAUUGAAAGGGGGGCUGUCUCAGCUCGCGCCCCUGUUCCAGCCCCCCCACCUCAAGUGGCUGGUGGUGAUCUGCGUCAUACACGUGGGAUGUAUGUUUGGGUCGAACACGAUACGGCUUUGGUAUCCUCACUUGGCGGCUAUGAUCGACUCCAGCGCAGGCGGUCUGUGCGCGGCUCUGGAGCCUGCCGCGCCCUCUCUACCUGGCGACUGCGCUCCUCUCCACACAGACAUGGGGACUUAUCUGCAGAGCGCAGUGGUUGGAGCCGGCUCCGUGCUCACGUAUAGCAUCGGUGGAGCUUUCAUUAACAAAUGCGGUAAGAAGAUAGUAGUGGGCAUGUGUGGUGCUUGGAGCGCGGCACUGGUGCUGGCGUUACCCCUGUGUGGCGACUCAGUGGCGGUGGCGGCCACGGUGACUGCUGCGAUGGCCUUCACCGCAUUGUAUGGAGCCGCGCUAUCCAGCGUCACAGUCGAUCUGUUCCCUACCUCACUGCGGGUGAUGGCAAUGGCUACCUUUCUGAUGUGCGGCCGCUUGGGCACUAUAGCUGGCACCGUCACCUUCCCGGCACUCAUCACCUUCGGAUGCUGGCCGCCCUUCAUCACCAUCGCUGCUGUGCUGGGAGUCUGUGGUAUAGCGUGCUAUCUCCUUCCCAACACAACCUUGAAGAAAUUGGAAUAAGGAAGAACAUGGGUGGUGGAAGAAGAUAAGUUAUAGAAAAUCACGGAUAAAAAUUGACUGAUUUCAUUGUUUUUUAUUCAUCUUUGCUUUUAAUUUAAUAAAUUUAUUAAAUUAAUGAUUUGAAUGAGUUCAAAAAACAUGACUGUCCUGCCAAAGAAAAUAAAUCAAAAGUCGGAAAUAAGUUAAAAGUUAAAAAGUUGUAGCAGUCGAGGGAUCUCAUAAAUUAAAAAAAAGUGACCCGCAGAACACAGUUUAUGUUUUGCCAAUGUUUUUUUUUAAUUCUGUAAACAGAUUUUGAAGGCAAAGAUGAAAUGAAUUUAUUAGAGUAUACAACAAAGUUGUAAAGUUCAUAUAAUAUUUAUAAUAUAGUUUUGGAAUAAACUCAUCAACGUCUUUAUUACAAUGUCUAUAUUAUUAUUGUAAUAAUUAAAGUAUUUUUUUUAUCUAGUAUGCCUGGUACUUUUUUAAAAUCAUGUGUGUGUAUUAUAAGUCUUAACUAAAAUAUGUAUAGAAUGGUUAAACUGUAUAAUUUUAAAGUUUGUAUGAUAUUAAAAUUUAUAUAAAUAAAUUUAAAACCUAAGGUCUCGUCUUUGUAAUGCAUACUAACAACAAAUAGUUAAUUUUUAAGACGAAUUGUAAAUAAUCUUAGCCUGUAUUAUAAAAUGGUGUGAUGAAAAUAAAAAUGCGAACUUUUUUAAAAAUAUUUCUCUUUCUUUAUUUAUAAUUUAUCAUAAAACUAAUCUCUUCCAUCGUCAAAGUUACACUUAGAAGUAACAGGCGAUUUGAGGAGCCUUCAAUACGUUACGCACCAGGUAAACAACUGUUGACAAUGUGCUUUUUGUUGUUAAGUGUCACAACGACUAUUACACUGCGAGCCAAAAUAAUGGUACUUUGUUAAUUCGUCACUUAUAAAAAUUGAACACUAUCUAAGAUCUAUAUUUGCCAGUAAAAUUAUCACCUUUCGUAUUUGAAACGAACAUAGCUUUUUAAAAAGAAAAAAAGGAUUUUGUUACAUAAAGCACAUAGUCAACAAUUUUUCAUGAUGGUUAAAUAAGGCGCUAGGUACCUACGUCGUCAGUCUAACGUAAUGACUAAACAGCGUUUUGUUAUUUUUACAUUGAAAUUUGUAAAUAAUUAUUGAAACAAUAUUCAUAUGACUUAUUUGAACUGGCUUGCAUUUUGUGACUAAACAAAAAAGUCCAAUAUAUAUUUAGCUAUGAUUUUUUUUUUCAUAAAAAGGCCAGUGCGCAGUUGAUCAUCUAUUAUUUUAUUUAUUUAUUAUUUCGGUAAGGGAUUAAAAUAUUCAUCAAAUAUAUUUUUUUCUAAUAAAAAUCUGACCUUUCAGUUUAAACAGUUUCAUUACCUACAUGUUAUGACAAAGCAAGGUUUUUUAUAAAGACUAGAAUGAAUGUUAUUGUCAACUCACUUUGUCUCCAAGCAAUACACUCAUAAAUUCGAGCAUCUUUACAAAGUAUUUGUAUAUAAUUACAUAUACUUAUUUAUAGGCCAGUGAAAUUGACUGUUUAUUACCCUAUAUUUAUGUAUAAAUUUUGGAUUAUCCCUUUAAUCAUAUAUUAUAUAUAUUCUGAAUACAACGCAAGGCACAAUGUUCGAAAUCAGGUAUUACAAUUAUUAAACCUAAGUAUCUAUUCUGUUUAAAAUCCACGAUUGCACUAUUUUUCAAUACACUUUAAUGUUAACAUUGGCAGAUCUUCGAUUAUAAACAACUAAAAGAUUAAGAUCAAUGUGUGAUUAUGUCUAAUGAAAAACUAUAUUUUGACAGUUUAUUAAUUUCUGGUUUUGCUCCCAUGACGCGACGCACAUGACACGUACUGAGACAAACUUUAUCAUUAUUCCCUGGAGUCAGUUAAAAAUGCUUAUCACACAGCCUUCUUCACAAUAUAUAACUGUUAACCAACACGCGAUACAACAACAAAAAGAUUGUGUCAAAUUAUUAUUUUUGUACAAAUAGAAAUAAUAUUAUAUACAGGUCGCGGCACAUAACUCUAGCGCUGAACAAAACGCUGGGGGGAUAGCUUCGCAUGGGUACGACUGGAGAGACAAUCGGCUCAACAAUGGCCCACCCGCUCGUUUCCCCCCAACACAUCUUUAUUUUUAGGGUUCCGUACCUCAAAAGGAAAAAGCGAAACCCUUAUAGGAUCACUUUGUCCGUCCGUCCGUCUGUCAAGACCGUUUUUUUUCAAGAACGCGUGGAGGUAUCAAACUGAAAUUCAUAUCUAAUACUCAGGUCUACUCUACCUUGGAGCUGUAAAAAAAUCAAACUUCUAAGCAAAAGCAAUCAAAAGAUCCAGCCGUUUAUGCCGCAAUUUUCCGCAAAUUUUCGAAACUUGCACGGUAAUCAAAACCUACAGUGUACUUCCCGUGAACUUAGAAUCUUGAAAUUUGGUACGAAGUAACGUCUUGUAGUACAGGUAAAGAAAAACAUGCGAAAACCGUAAAUUUUUAGUUCAAAACUAUUUUUGAAAUAUCAGGUUUGUACGGAACCCUCAGUGCGCGAGUCCUACUCGGACUUGGCCGGUUUUUACUUCUGCGCAAUAACGGUCUGAGCUAGAGUUUCGUGCCACGACUCAUACUGUGACACAGACGAAGAAAUUUCUAGAAACUUCACGUCGAGUAUCUGCAGUACAAACUAAUUCAGGCUUUAGUAGUACGGCGUGUGUAUAUGGCUUGGGGUAGUCCCAAAGCCAUAGAAAAGGGAAUUUGCCAGUUACCUCGACCUUUUUAUAAGGAUUUAGUUGUAUGUGAGUACUUUAAAGGAGGUCUCUUAUGCUCAGUAUAGUUUGUUUUAUCAUUUUUGAAGCAAAUUCUAUACAAAUACGUUAGUACGAUGUAUAGGGAACUCAUUGUAUUGUGUUUGGUGCAGUUGUUGAGUUUUCUGUGUUGGCAUUACUUAAUUUAUUCGAACCUCGUAUUGUUUAGAAAAGAAAAUAAAGAACUAAUUUUGAUUUAAAACAAAACUCUAUCAUCAUUAUAGAUUUCAUAAUUGCUUCGAUGUGAAUAUGUGUGUUUUUGUAUGGAGUUAAGUGCAGUUACUAUGUAUGUUUUGUAUUGGCAAAUAAAAAUCGGUCAAGUUCAAACUGGCAAUAAAUUAUUUCGAAUCCCACCCCGACACGUAAAAACACUAUACACUAAGCUUAAAUAAUUUACAAUCUAAGGUAAGGCAUAUUUCAUAAUUAUAAAUAGUAAAUUUUACAUAUAAUAUAGUACAUACAACUUUUAUAUAUACAGUCUCGCGUAGUCUUAAAGCCGAGCUCUUUACAACAUAUUAUACAACUUAAUGAAAUUGUAUAGUUGACUAUAGCUAUGGUACAAUUAUCACGGAGUAAGGCCCCAUAACAUCCAUGGCUCAGUAUGUUGAGAAAACAGUGUUUCUUUUAAGGAACUCCACGACAAAAUUGGCUUAUCCAAUCUGGGAGAGUAGCCAGACUAGUGAAUGAUGAAGUUGUAUGAAUGAUGAAUGCUGAUGAUAAAUGUUCACACUGUUCCCUCGCAUCGUUUUAACACCACUGCAAUAUUUUAACAAAUCACUACAUUAAAAUACCAAUCGUCGACUUUAUAAGGCCUCGUAUCGUGGUUACGCGCGGUAGCUUUGAAACCAAAAAAAAAACAUUAUUUACAUUUUGUGGUGUAUCGUGGUUUGUUGCGUUCAUGCAUAAUUUAAAUAAAUACAUCUCCCCCAAUAAGGGGUUAACCGAUGCCCGAAACAUGGGCCCUGUCAAACACAACUGCAACAAAAAAUCCAUUAAAUAUCCCUAACUACACGUGACGACAUUAAGAAUCGGCUGCACUGCUACAAUAAAAGUUGUCCAUCAUUAUUUUCAAACAGAGUGAAAUUUCAAAUAUUAGGUGAAAAUUCGUGCAGGCUAUUUUUAAUGUCCCCAAGUGUACAACGAAUUCAUUGAAUAAAACAAUAAUAAGUCCACGACUUAAAUAAAAACCGAGUCUCAACGAGAGUUCAUUCAUAUUCAAACAACGAAAAAAAAACGUCUUCGCACUGCAUCACUAUUGUUUUGUGAAGUACAAAUAGUCUUAUAAAUAUAGUUAUUCACAAUCCGACGACGACCGUUUCGGACAAAGUAUCUCUAACUGUUCACACCUCACAAUUUCAAUUGUGAUUUGGAAAGUAAUAUACACAUAGAAAAGUAUAAUGUCUAUUUCGUCCACUCUACUGCACUACAGGUUGCAACCUCCUCAAUUUUGCUGGGUAGCCGAGCUGGGCAUCGUCAUCGUCAGCUCGGCGGCGCAAGCAGCACCUCGAGCCAGCACGGGCAGGCGGUGACGUCACGGCGCGAGUACUUCGGCCCCCAGCCUUUAGCGAAGGAUAUUCGCACGGACAGCGGGUCUACCGGCCCAAUGUGGGGUAGACUGCGAGCGGCAGGGGGGCGCUGUGGGUCAAAGAUGCACAAGCAGUGCGCCGGCGCAACUCUCCACACAAGCAACGCCUUCGCCGCCUCCGCGUCCAGCGCCGGAGAGCUCACAAACACUGGCUCCUGGCUCCGGUUGUAAAGCCACACGCCGUCAGAUUCGAGGGACAGGGUCACACCUAGACCGAUCUUGGAUCGCGUCUUCCGCACCUGUGGAAAAGGAAAGUAUCGGUCAAUUUUCCUGUUACGAAAAAUGGUCGAUCAUUCUCGACUUCUUAGUGACAGAAUUAAGAGGAACAUGU